Messenger RNA from Naegleria gruberi, 3273 nucleotides. Its product is annotated as kinesin. The record is from RefSeq and is a predicted model, not a curated record. Lineage: Eukaryota; Heterolobosea; Eutetramitea; Acrasida; Naegleriidae. Bases 1 to 3273 code for a protein of 1090 amino acids. Gene Ontology annotation, molecular function: microtubule binding; microtubule motor activity; ATP binding. The transcript is spliced from 6 exons. Gene Ontology annotation, biological process: microtubule-based movement.
AUGAAACCACUUUCAGUGUAUAUUCAAGCUUUUGAUUGGAAUGACUACUCGGAUGACAUUAAUAUGGGCAUUAAGGAAGGGAAAAUUAUGAGAGAUUUUAAUACGUGGCCAACAACUGAGUAUCCUUUUGAUGGAGUAUUUGAAGAUCCUGUAGAUUGUUCAGAAUUGUUUAAUGUUGCUGUGAAACCAAUUGUUGAACAAGCCAUGUUAGGUUUUGAUGGAACUGUUUUAUUAUUUGAAGAUGAGGCUCAUAGAAAAACAUUAAUGCGUCAUGAGAAGGGCUUAAUAUUUCACACCUUUGAAAAGUUGUUUGAAAUGAUUGAAGGAAAGCACGAUCAAGUCACAAUUUAUGCCUCCUCCCUAAUGUUGUGUAAUCAAUUAUUUUAUGAUGUUUUGGAUUCAACAACUCCGAGAGUUAAAUUUAAGGAAUUACCUAACAAGACACUUUGCUUUGAAGGAUUGAAAAGAGUUCCUGUUCUCUCAAUGAAAGUUGUGAAUGAAUUGGUGAAUGCUGGAAUGAAACAUUCAACACUUUUUGCUACUCAACAUGGAUCGACAAAUACUAGACAUGCUGUUUAUUAUAUGAUUAUUGAAAUUGAGCAAAGAGAAUGGAAGGAAGAGGAUAAAAGUUUUCAAAUUUUGAAGAGUGAAAUCAAGUUUGUGGAUAUUAUGAAUUACUUUUUGGAAACUUCCAAACUAGGAUUGGAAAUGGCAAAAACUUAUGAUCAGUUUUUGUCUGUGGUAAACAGAUUGACAACAGGUGAAAAAUUCAUUCCAUACAGAGAUAAUGUUCUGACACAUAGCUUGAGAGAAGGUUUAGGCGGCAAUUCGAAUACAUCAAUCGUAUUUAGUAUUGGAACAACAAAACAACAAAUUUUGAAAACUAUUCAAAUUGCUUCAUCAUUCUCAAAGAUUGUUAAUCAUCCUAAGAAGCAUAUUGCAACAGAAUCUCAAGCAGUGGUUGUCUUGCAUGUUUAUGAUGGUAAUCAAUUGACAGACAUGGAAAUUAAGGACAACAAGGGAAAGUGCAUUGUUGACUUGAAAAAUAAUAGAGAAUAUCAAUAUGAUGGAGUUGUGGAAGAAAUGAUGGGAAAUACACAUGAUGAUAUGAAUGGAAUGAUACAACAAUCGUUUGAACAUUUAUUUUCUGAUCAGAAAAGUUCAGUUUCACUCAAAGCAUCUUGUCUCUGCUUAACAGGUGAACGAUUUCAUGAUAUUUUAAGUGCAAACUUUCCUGUAAUUAAAUUUCAGAGCAAUGAGGAACCAAUUCUUCACGGCUAUUCAAAGAUUUCACUUUUCAAUUUGAAAGAUUCAUUGGAAUUUUUGGAAAGAUGUUUAUUUAACACAUCUUGUUUCUACAAUCAAAAGGAAACGUCAUCAUUUACAAUGUCAAAUUAUAUUUUAAUAGAAGUGGAUAGGAGAAUCAUGGAUGAAAAUGAAAAGAAAGAGCACAUUCAUAAGAGUCAAUUGAAAUUUAUUCGAAUGGUCAAUUAUCAAUGUGAAGAAUUGACUUGUGUGUUUAAACAAUUGAAGCCUAUUGCAAGAUCAUUGGAUCUAUGUCAACAACCCAUCAUACCACUCAAAGGAUGUUCAUUUGUCAAGAGUUUAAAAGGUGAUUUCUUUGGAGAAUCGAAUAUGGUUUCAAUAGUGAGCUGCAAUCCAAACUCAGUUCAAGAAUGCAUUCAAUUUGCCACUAUUUUAAGCAAGAUUGUUAAUUAUCCCACUCAAAACAUUAAGGGAAGUUGUUUUUCUCUUGUUGCUAAUGGAACGGAAAGUUUGAUGAAUGGUACUAUUGAUGAUGAAAAACCGAUCGAACUAAGUAAAUUUGUACCAAAGGGAGUAAUUUCCUUCAACAAGCAUAACAUGUUAUCCUAUUCUACACAGAACAAGAUUUUUGUUGUGGAUCCGAAUGAACCAUCAAAAGUGGAGAAAAUUCCGUCAAAUCAUUUGUAUGAUGAAGUUAGAGGAUUAAAUUGGCAACUUUCUCAAGGAGUUGGAAUGUUAUUGUCUCAUGAUAGAUACAAUACUAUUACUUUGUGGAAAUGUGUCAAUCAAUGUGUUAACGAUUAUCAUUUAAGAAAGACUUUUUAUUGCGAGAAUGUAUUGUGUUGUAAAUGGUGUGACAAUGUUAUUACUUAUCUUAAUGACAAUACAACAAUUAAUAAUGAUUCACCAGAAUUGGAAGCUAGAUACACCCGAAAAUAUUCAUCAAUUGUUAAUUUACCAAGUGGAACUCGUUCAUUUAUUGCCAUCACAAGCCAUGGAGAGGUUUUAUUUUAUUUCUAUGACCAUUCAAAAUACAAAUGGGUAACUUCUAGUAUUCAAUUGAAUUUAAAUGGACUUAUUUGUGCAGAUUUCACAAUAUUGGAAGAUGGAAAUAUUUGUGUAAUAUGUUCAGAAAGAGAUAGUUCAACUAUUCAUGUUGCAAAGUUAGCCAUUGAAAGAGGUAGAAAUGUAGAUACUACCCUUCCAAAUAAUUUAAUAUUAAUUUCGAGAACUUGCUUCUCAAUAGAUGGUCUUGUUGCAGGUCUAUACUUGAUUCCAUAUAAGAAUAAGAUCAUGAUACAGACCCAAGAUAACAAAUAUAUGAUUUAUCACCAAUACCCUAAAAGAAUGAGCUUGAAAGCAGUAAUGACCAGUGCAGGAGAUCAAAGCUUGCAAUUUAAAGAUUCCAAAGACUCUAAAGACGAUAUAACCCACGCCCUAAAAUAUUGGAGAGAAGAUAAGCACUUUACUCCUCUUAAAGCCGAAAUGCUCUCAUUUAAAACUUCAAUUGAUGGAAAUUAUUUAUUAUUUACAGAUACCACUAAAGUCCAUGUAUAUAAAUAUGCUGCAGAAAUAAUGUCCUUCAAGCACUACCAAACAAUAGAUACCAAAGGAGAAACUGAUGAAUUAAUAUUGGAAGAACCUAUUAAUAAUCCAUUACCAAAAAAGAGAAAACUGACAGAGGAACCUGUUGAUACCACAAUUUGUGAUGCAGAUAUAUCCCCAAAUUGUUGUGUUAUUGCUGUUUUAGAUUCAUCUAUGAAAGUUAGACUCUUCCCAUUACAAAAGAGAUCCAAUGCAGAGUAUAUCAAUAUGCUUAAUUUAUGUCUUAUUAACAAUUACGACAGAUGGGAUUUAUUUGCAUCAAUCAAAAAAUUGGUGUCUCCUGAGGAAAUUACAACUAUUGGAGCAGAAUUUGAACAAUGCAGAUUGAAAUUGGAAAAUUCUUCCAAGAAUGUUAUUUAUAUUUAUUCUUUAGAAAUGUUUAUAUUUUCUAUUUAUUUGUAA